CGGUACAAUCACGUAAGUACUAUCAGAGAUUUUGGUACCAUUGCUGCGUUCGCUGUCUCUCUCUUUUCUAAAUGAAUGUCGGAAGCAUAAAGUAUUUUUCCUAUACAGCGUGUCGGUAUCUUCAAUACAGCUUGGCCUAUGGUAUGUAAUUCAAUUCGGUUUAUUUUCGUUCGCUUUAUUCGCGCUUCCUUUUGUGGAACAUUUCGGAAUUGAGUUUAUCGUCGCCGUCGUGCCACCUACAAGGGUACGUCAACAAUACAAACCUUCUCGUCGGUCAUGAUGGACUCUGUCUUCCACUUCCUCGAUGUCGGUUUUUCAGUUUUUCGUCACUAUUGCUUCGUGAACGUUACUAAAAGCACUUUUCGUACUACGUAUUACCACCUCGUGACGUUCACAAUUUUCUUUUUCGCUUAUGUUGAAAUGGCAGAAGGGAUCGGUAGGUUUAAAAUUUGAAAGAGCUUCGAGCUAAACUAACUACACAGGACUUGUUGCUGCUGGCAAAGAU
Messenger RNA from Amoebophrya sp. A120, 505 nucleotides. The record is from the annotation of a GenBank genome assembly. NCBI's taxonomy places the organism in Eukaryota, Dinophyceae, Syndiniales, Amoebophryaceae.